AUGAGUGUCAAUGCACAGAGCCAAGGGCAAGGGGCUUGGUGUGUGGCAAAACCUGGGGCAGAUAUGGAAAAGCUUCUAGAUUACCAAGAGUUUGUGUGUAAUAAAAUGAAUUGUAAUGGGAUUACAGAAUAUGGAGGUUCAUGUUAUUAUCCUAUGAAGCUUCGUAGUUGGGCUUCUGUCGUCAUGAAUCUUUAUUACCAAGCUCGAGGAAGACACUUUUCGGAUUGUGAUUUCAAUGGUACUGGUGUAAUUGCUGUCACUGAUCCGAGUAAGUCUUCAUCGCCGGUGAUAGCAACCAUGCUAACUUACGCCUUCUCCCAAAAUCUUAUCCAUCAAUCUCAGUAA
This is a messenger RNA of Microthlaspi erraticum, 345 nucleotides long. The record is from the annotation of a GenBank genome assembly. NCBI's taxonomy places the organism in Eukaryota, Viridiplantae, Streptophyta, Magnoliopsida, Brassicales, Brassicaceae.